Archocentrus centrarchus (flier cichlid) is the source of this 1044-nucleotide messenger RNA. RefSeq names its product bolA family member 3 (gene bola3). NCBI's taxonomy places the organism in Eukaryota, Metazoa, Chordata, Actinopteri, Cichliformes, Cichlidae. Bases 85 to 432 code for a protein of 115 amino acids. The transcript has 4 exons. Gene Ontology annotation, cellular component: mitochondrial matrix. The record is from RefSeq and is a predicted model, not a curated record.
UGCGCUGUUUAGGGUCAUGAGUGUUCAGUGACCGGUGUAGGUUUCCUAAACUCCGCCAAAUCAAACUGCGACUCCGUUUUCACAAUGUUGGCUUGUAAUCGCAGUUUGACCAGCACUGUGGCGUCUGCGCUCCGUGUUGUGCGCAGUAACCAGGCUGCUGGCUCAGGACAGCUGCAGAGACCUCUGUCUACGCAAACUGACGGAGAGGUCCGCAUCGUAAAGAUACUGAGGGAGAAGUUCCCUUCUGCCUCGUCGCUCAAAGUUGUGGAUAUUUCAGGUGGCUGUGGGGCCAUGUAUGAGAUCCACAUAGAAUCCAGUGAGUUCAAAGGAAAAAGGACUGUUCAGCAACACCAGUUAGUCAAUCAGGCACUCAAAGACGAGAUUCAAAAUAUGCACGGGCUGCGAAUAUUCACGGAUGUCCCAAAACAUUAGAGAAAAGACCUUGCAUUUCUGACCCACACACUUCUCCUUUGUUCACUCUAUCUGGUAUGAAUGUACACCUGUAUAAAGGAUAUUAAGUAAUAAAUGAAUUCUGUGACAGAUGUUAAUGCAGCAGUGGCAGAAACGCACAGUACCAUAUCUGUGCCAAUUACACACUGACAGUGUGAAAUGUGUAAUACAUGUAUGAUUACUCUGUCUUUAUCACAAGUGAGUUAUCAUGUACUCUCAGAUAAUAUAUUAAACCAAUGAAAGCUGUGAUACGCACAAAAUGGCUUGGUAACAUGUUAGCAAAGUGUCAAGUCAUGUAGGCUCUUCCCAGUGUGGGAUGUCCUCAGGGUUGAUGGUGAUGCUGGCGUAAUAGUAAGAAGUCCAAUAAGUUAUAAAAAUAUGAAUCACUAAUGGUGAAGAAUAGCUACAGACUCUAUUUUGAAGUGGGGAUGGAUCUGUUUAUGGAGCAUUACUUUGCAAUGUCAUUAACACUGACCACACUCUGUUACUGUGUAGCUUAAGAUGAUUGAUUUCUAAAUUAGUUCCUGGCAUUGGAUUGUACUUUGCUCCUGUGUUUAUGCUACCUAUGAAUUUAUAAUGUACCUUGCAAUAAAA